UUGAAUUUGCCUUUGACAGAUAUGGCAUACUCUAUUCUGGUGGCUUUACUGGUGGUGUCUUGUGUCACUGCUUAUCCUGGCCCAUGGCAGCAGAGGCAGAGGCCUGGACGACGGCCUCAGUUCAGUGGAGGACCUCAAACGGGGGAUCGUCCACGUUUCGGAAUGGAUGAGGAGGAGUUCAUGCCCGGCUCAAACGGUGGUGGUAGACCAAGACCCAGACCAGGCCAAAGGCCAGGAGGGAAUGGAGGAUACUUCCCAAGACCAGAAGGACCAGGGGGCAAUGGAGAUUUCUUCCCAAGGCCUGAGGGACCAGGAAGUGAUGGUGGAUUCUUCCCCGAAUCUGAGGGACCAGACAUGGCUGGCAUGGGAAGGCCAGGACCAAGACCAGAAGGUCCAAGAGGCAAUGGAGGAUUCUUCCCUGAGGGACCAGACAUGCCUGACUGGGGUGUGGAUGAGCCAUGGUUUCCUGACAUGACAGACGGAGGGGAAGGUUGCGACGAGAACGAGGGCGAUGGUGGAUGGUCCAAUGGAGAUGGAGGUGACGAGGAGCCCACUGGCUUCCCAGACAGAGGAGACAAAAGGGAUCCAUGGAGCCAGGGCGAGUGGGGGCCUGGAGCUAGAAGGCCAAGGAGAAACCGCGGCCCCAACAGGAGAAACCCAGGUGGCAGGCGUCCAGGGGGCGCGGGUGGAAGAUUCCCCCCCUUUGGAGGAAGGCCGAUGCCACCUAGCGAGGAGCCCACCAGAGAGUUCACCCCUAUUGUGAAGCUUGACAAUGUGACCCUUCCGAAUGUUACUGAGAUGCAUCUCAAAGAGGGGGAGAACAUCUUCCUUCUACCAAUGGGCCGGCCACGUGGACCCCCGCGUAGACGCCCAGAGGGACGCCCAGAGGGACCCCAAGAGGGACCACAAGAGAUGAAUCAGUUCUAUGGAUACGGUGGUCCUCAGCCUUACAUCAAGUUGAUCCUCAACCCGCAAUCUACAACGCAAAGGAUUUCUUUUGAAUAUGGCAUUACCCAGCUGUUGCCAUCCUUCGGCUGACCCUGAAGAAGAUGGGACUGACAAUAACAAUGGAGUGUGACCUGCACAAUUGAACAUAUCAACAACAUGAUUCGGGCUCCACCUCAACCCUACAACAUGUCAUAAUGUGUUGCUUCUUUAACUGUGACAUGAUGUUUUGGUGAUAGGAUGUCCCGAUAUGCAAAAUGUUUAACUCUGAACUUUGGUUAAUAAAAACCAUUCAA
Engraulis encrasicolus (European anchovy) is the source of this 1241-nucleotide messenger RNA. RefSeq names its product proline-rich protein 2-like. Bases 22 to 1038 code for a protein of 338 amino acids. The record is from RefSeq and is a predicted model, not a curated record. NCBI's taxonomy places the organism in Eukaryota, Metazoa, Chordata, Actinopteri, Clupeiformes, Engraulidae. The transcript has 17 exons.